AUGGAUGACGCGCAAGCAAGGGAAUGUUGUAAGAAGUGUGCCAAGCAGGAAGGCUGCAGGUUCUGGCGACUGAAACCCGCAGUGAACGGCCAGCUUGGCGAAUGCAAGUUGCUGAGCUCGCUAUCGGGCAUCACCGUGCGAAACUGGGACGUUCCCAUCGUACCAUCGUACCCCAUCGCGAAUCUCCCCGGCACGGCGACCUCAUUGGACGAAGAGUCGCUUGCUGCAGCGCUGGAAGCAGCGGCCAAUGAGAAGAAGCCGCGUCAUAUCAGGCAGCUGGAGCAGGAGCGACUGAGCGCGGAGGAACUGAGCGAGCUGGAGAGGAUGCGGGCCAAUGGGAGCCUGCCGUUGACUGAUGAGGUGGCGGCCGCACUUGAGCGGGAGGUCGGCGGCGGGAGUGGAGGGGAAGAGGAGAAGCAGCAUUCGAUUCAGUACGGGAAGCAUGAGCUUAAGGCGAGGCUUCUGAAAGGAAAGGCGAUUCGCAGCUGGAUCAGGGAGCUCCAAGUGAUGUGGCGCGACGAGGCUGGCUCACAGCACUCAGCGUUCAUCAAGGCGCGUGACGGCAAGGAGCAAGGGAGGGGCAGCAGCGGGUUCAUCGACCGACUGGAGCUCGACGGCUCGCCGGUAGCCCCGCCUCUGUCCGCCGGCUCUGCCGUCGUUGGCAGCGGCGGGUUCAAGCUUCUGCUGGCAGAAACGCGGAGCCGCAAGGGGAAGGAUGAGGAUGAGUUUCAUCUCACGAUUGAUGGCGUGGUGGACAUGGGCAUGACAGCGCGUUUGGCGCAUCCGCUCAUGCAGACAGCCUCGGAGGCUCAGGCGCAUUUCAACGUGCACAUUGAUCGGCUCAAUUCGGUGAGGGCCGUGCCCGGCUGGUAUAAAUUGCCCUUGGCGCCUUGCAUUCUUGGAGCGAGAUUUGGACAAGUGAUGAGAGGGAGAAUGGAGAAGAGAGAGAACGUAGCUUGGGAAGACGAGGUGGGUGACGGAGAAGAGGGGGUUUAG
Molecule: messenger RNA, 996 nt
Organism: Closterium sp. Yama58-4
Lineage: Eukaryota; Viridiplantae; Streptophyta; Zygnematophyceae; Desmidiales; Closteriaceae
Source: the annotation of a GenBank genome assembly